AUGGACAAAGUUGUUGAGUGUCACUUCUUAAUCUGGGGACUUGUAGCCUUUUUGACUCUGGCUCUGGUUGUUUCAGUCAUCCUAAAUGUUUCAUUCUUCAUGAAAAAGAAGCAGAAAGAUUACACAUACAGAGACUAUCAAGAAUAUCAUCCAAGUGACGAUGACUAUUACACUGAAGAAUGCCCAGUUUAUGGCAACCUCAAUCAAGAGAUCCUAGCCUUGGAGGAAUGUUGCUAUGAACAGAUGACGGCUCAGCCCCAGAGACCCUCUACUGGGUUACAGGUGCAACCUGAAAAUCAGAUGUGCUACGCAUCUCUGGAUCACAGCAUUAAGGGAAAACACAGAAAACCUAGGAAAAAAAAAGCUCCGAUAGAAGAGGAGGAAGACAGGACAUCUAAAAGCAGCACAUUGGCUUCUAAAGCUAGCAUUUAUCUCAAUAGUGAGCAACUAGCUGCUGAAAACACGGAAACAGAAGCCAUUCAUGAUGACCCCAUCAGAUUAUUUGGUUUGAUUCAUAAAGCAAAGGAGAAAACAUUUGAAGGGGAUUCAUGACCCAGCUGAGUCAUCAUGCCAAAUAAAGGGUCUUCUGCCUGGUCAUGCAACAGGAAGAUGCUGCAUAAAUAAGGAUUAAAAACCUGGUAAAUUAAUGCACCAAUCAAUGGUACAAAUGGAUGUCACAAGCAACUGCAGACUAAUUUAGGCCAGUAAAUAGCAGGAUGUUAGACCUUGACUGUUAAUUCUGAGGCCACCUGAAGAAGAGCUGGACACCCACGUAUCCACCCAAUUUCCAAGGGAGUUGCAGGAACUGCAAACCUCUCAGAAUCUGGCCCCAAUUAGCUGUUGCAAUGUGUUGUUAUGCUAUUAGGUUAGAUUCAGUCCUUUUAUUUUACCCCUUUUUCUGAAAUGAAAUAAAAAAGCCCCACUCAGUCCUCUGCAGUAUACUAGCAGGUUCUGACUGUUAUUCUUUAGUUUCAUAAAUAAUUCUGG
Alligator sinensis (Chinese alligator) is the source of this 987-nucleotide messenger RNA. Its product is annotated as T-cell receptor-associated transmembrane adapter 1. NCBI's taxonomy places the organism in Eukaryota, Metazoa, Chordata, Crocodylia, Alligatoridae. The transcript is spliced from 5 exons. Gene Ontology annotation, cellular component: T cell receptor complex. Bases 1 to 552 code for a protein of 183 amino acids. Gene Ontology annotation, biological process: negative regulation of receptor recycling; positive regulation of T cell receptor signaling pathway. The record is from RefSeq and is a predicted model, not a curated record.